Messenger RNA from Brassica rapa (field mustard), 10669 nucleotides. RefSeq names its product dihomomethionine N-hydroxylase. The record is from RefSeq and is a predicted model, not a curated record. Gene Ontology annotation, molecular function: heme binding; oxidoreductase activity, acting on paired donors, with incorporation or reduction of molecular oxygen; monooxygenase activity. Lineage: Eukaryota; Viridiplantae; Streptophyta; Magnoliopsida; Brassicales; Brassicaceae.
UGUAUUGUAGCAUUUGUCGACAAAGAAAAAAAAAAACAAAUUAUCGAACAAACUUCGUCAUACCUUGAACACUGAGCUCGGGUGGCCUUACUCAGCUCCAAGCGUCAAAGCACAGGAAAAUGCUUCACUAACGCUUAUGUGCUCAACUGCUGAUACACAGCUUGGAUGUUACUAAUCUUCUCCAUGCACCAAGAUAAUAUUGAUCAAGUGCAAGCAUUUAGUAUAUUGUUUUACUCUUUUAACACUGAACUAUCAACGUAAGUCAACAGCAACUUACAGUAAGAUAGAAAGGAUCAAUUCCACAUUAGCGAAAGUUACAGAAUACAUAAAUUCACUCAUAUAUUUUAUAUGUUAAAUUAUUUUUUUCUUUAUUUUUAAUAUGCGAUUUUAACACCUAAUAUACUAUUUGAUGGCUCUUGGUCCAUCUCGAACUAUUUCUAAUCAACAUUUGCUCUCAUAUUUCUGUAGGUUAGGGUGCAGGGAUUUUUAUGGUCUCUUCGUUACAGCAUAUUUCUAUAUAUUUACAUGAGAGUUUUUAAAAUAUUAUUAUCUUAUUAUUUUAUCGAUUUGUGUCAUUUUACACCGGUCCAAGCUGGGACCGACGAAAUUUACUAAUUUAUAAAGAUUAUUAAUUUAUCGAAUAUUAAUUUAUAGAUGUGGUUUCUAAUAUACAUGGAGUUGUAAUGCUUCCACAUAUGUAAGAUUAACAUUACAACCUAUUUCGAAAGGUUUCACAUUUUUCAAAAAGGUGAUUUGUAUAAUAGAAUUCAUUUUCGGUUUUUGUUUGGAAUGAAGAUGAGAAAACUUACAGUAGCUAUAAUUGUAUUUAUAGGAUUAGGUUGGUCGAUCUUAAAGUUUUUUUUUUUUUGCUAAAGUUUGGUAGUAGAUAUUAAAGUUAGUUAAUGAAAAAUAUAUUCUUUGGAAUAUACAAAAUUAGUUUUGGAAAUUCCUAAACUAUUGGUGUUAUUAAAUCUUUUUAAACCUAACUAUCUAUUGGAAAUUUCUACCUAUGAUGGUUGCUGCCAUCUCAGUUAAUUCUGUCAAAACAAAACUGUCUAAGAACAAAAUUAAUCUCACUCCUCACGUUUAUAACAGUAGUGGAAUUGAGAUAAUAAUCUACUCAUCAUAGAGAAUGAUAUGCACUAAAUAUUUUAACAAAAGCAAGAGAGAUUAUCUCUCUGAUCAAUACACUCAACCACCACAUCUUAUUUUUAUCCUAAUAUCAUUUCUAUGUUUCAUCAAACUUCAACCCUAAUUCGCCCCAAGAUGGGCUUUUGUUGACCUAGAAAACACCAAGUACCUUGAUACUCAAGCAACCAGAGUUUCUCUUUUUUUCUUCAGACAAAAAAAAAGAAACUGUCUGCAUUUCCCAUCUCUGACGCAUCCGCCACUCAGAGCUACCUCCUCCCUAUAGCUAAGAAAGAAACCAAUGUUAAAAUAUUUUUAUUUAGAAAAGAAUCGUGGAACUUUUUUUUCUCAAACUUAAUAAAUUUAAUAGAAAGAGUAUAUAUUUUUAUUGCUUCUAGUUUCUAGUCACAUAGAUUGUUGAUAUAGGAAAACGCUUUUACAUACAUCGAUUGAAAUAGUUGGUGUUAAUUAUGUAUUGUUUUAGUUUACCUUUUUUGAAUUUCAGAAUAUUCUUUAAUGGCAUUCCAUUGUAAUUAUCUCCAUAAGUUAAGGACAAAAUUCUAUGAGCGAAUCCUGGCCAGUGGGGAAUUAACAUUUCGGCAUCGCCAGGGACAGAGGACCGAUACAUGGCAACACGUGACUAGUUUGGAUCACUUCUGUAGAGCCAGGAUACCUCUGUAUAAUUCAAAAAAAAAAAAUCCUAUGAAGGAUUUUUCUUUAAUAGUAUUGAUAGAUUACGUUUUUCUUCUUCUUAACCGAACCAAAUACGAUAACCAAAAUAAACCAGCUAAUAUUUACAAUCAAAUGUCUAGCCUACUUCUUUUUUUCACUGGAUGUUUAGCCUACUUUACUUACGAAAGCUCACUGCGGCGAUAGUCACCACGCCGAUGAUGACAUCUUCCAUUUUUUGGUUGUUACAAAUUUUGAGUGUUGUAGUUUUAGACUAAUGAUUAAUCAAUGAUUGCGUUUACAUAUAUAUUUAUAGAUUACAUUUUUCUUCUUCUUAACCGAACCAAAUACUAUAACCAAAAUAAACCAGCUAAUAUUUACAAUCAAAUGUUUUGCCUACUUCUUUUUUUCACUGGAUGUUUAGCCUACUUUAGUUACGAAAGCUCACGUGUUGACAUUAGAAAACACUUCACCUACCCAACGACGUUAUCUACUUUUGCAAAUUACGCAAAAUCUUUAUUUUACUUCGUUCAUUGAGUAGCCUAAACGAACCCGGACAGAACAUAUAUGACCUACAUAUUCUAAUUUUGUAUUGUAGCAUUUGUCGACAAAGAAAAAAAAAAACAAAUUAUCGAACAAACUUCGUCAUACCUUGAACACUGAGCUCGGGUGGCCUUACUCAGCUCCAAGCGUCAAAGCACAGGAAAAUGCUUCACUAACGCUUAUGUGCUCAACUGCUGAUACACAGCUUGGAUGUUACUAAUCUUCUCCAUGCACCAAGAUAAUAUUGAUCAAGUGCAAGCAUUUAGUAUAUUGUUUUACUCUUUUAACACUGAACUAUCAACGUAAGUCAACAGCAACUUACAGUAAGAUAGAAAGGAUCAAUUCCACAUUAGCGAAAGUUACAGAAUAAAUAAAUUCACUCAUAUAUUUUAUAUGUUAAAUUAUUAUUUUUUCUUUAUUUUUAAUAUGCGAUUUUAACACCUAAUAUACUUUUUGAUGGCUCUGGGUCCAUCUCGAACUAUUUCUAAUCAACUUUUGCUCUAAUAUUUCUGUAGGUCAGGGUGCGGGGAUUUUUAUGGCCUCUUCUUUAGUUGUUUAAAAAUCCGUAACACAUUUUAGUACUGCUUAUUCGUUGAGAUGAGCAGCAUAGAUGCAUAUGUAUACAAAUUGUGCAUGCACAUAUUGUGGGUGACAACGAGUAAGGUGAAUAAUUAACAAAACUUAAUAACAAGAUUCAUUAUAAUUUAUAAGUUUUAUUCUAUUUUACUUCACCAGAAAGGAAACGUUUGUUAUUAAAUCUUAUGCCGUCAGGUUUUUCAUCUAACCAGGUACCCUGAAGACAGAAGAUUUCCUGACAAGGAUUAAAAUAAUAAAAAAAUUCCUGACAAAACCACCAAAAAUACAAAACAAAAUUGUUUCAUUUCACAUUAUUGUUGUUAUUAUCCAGAACUGGCUUACAACCAACAAAUGUUCGUGUGUGGUGCGACCAAGGCUGUGCGCAUCUAUUAUAUUUAUGAAUCGAUUUCCACACGCAUUAUUCCUUGCAUUAAUCUCGAUCGUGAGGAACCAUUGAUAGAGUAAAAUACUUAUAUUUACCAAUCUAUAGUUUCAUAAUAUUUAUUGUCAAAGAUAAAUAUCUAGGCAAGGUCCUGGAUGCGACAGUCCUAGAGUCUAGAAGAAGAUCCAACAUUUAUUUCAUUAUGAUAAAUAUUUUAGAUAUUGAAAUACUCAUGUUAUACACUUAUGCUUAUGUUAAGUUUUAUUAUAUCUACUUCCGUUUUUAUAUCAACGUUUACAAUAAUAAUAAGUAUACAAUAAUUUUAUAAACAAGUAAAACAUGGACAUAAUUUUAAGGUUUUUGCUAAGAAAAAACACUUCCAAUGGUCAAGAAUUUAAAGUAGCUUGCGCUAAAUUGGAGUUUAAUUACGAGAGUAUACAGUUCUAGAAUAUUGAGGGUUGCAAAACUUAUUAAACGUUCAAAAACUCUACAAGUAAAAUCGGCCCUUCUAGGUUUGAAGGGGUGCGGAGAUUUGUCUAUCAUGGAUGUGUUUUUUUUUUAACUUUUUUUUUGAGCAAAUUUUUUGAACUUUAUUAUCAUAAAUGUGUUGCAGUGCCAGUCACAACCACCAUUCAUUGUAGAUCAAUGUUAGAAAAACGUGCACCGUAAAGUUGUUGUUCAUAGAGAAAAAAAAGGUCACCAUAAUUUUGAUAGGAAUUUUCAAGUUACUAUUAUUUGUGUCUAUCUUUAUUAAACGAAUAUUUUCAAAAAUAUUUUUUUCAUUAAAAAGUCAAAAGACUUUUAUACAUUUGUUAUAUAUAUAUAUAAAAUAAUAAUUUAAAUAAAUAAAUAAUUUUUAAUAGUUUUUGAAUUUAUACCUUUUCAAAUUCAAACAUAAAAAAAAAAUCUUUUUGAAAUUUUUAUUUUAAAAUUUUAUUUUCGAAAUUCAAAAAUUCUUUUUGAUUUUUUUUUAAUUAAGUAUUUAUUUAUAUAUUUAUUAUAAUCUUAAACUCACUUUUCAAAAUCCUAUUUCAUCAUUCAACUCUAAAUUCCAAUAUUAGAUUAAUUAACUCUAAUGUUAUAAGAAUCUAUUUACCUCAUUAAAAAUAAAGAUAAAAUGGUUAAAGUAAACAUGAAAAUUAGUAUUAAAAAUGUGGAUUUAGACAAUUUUUCAAUUAAAAAAUUUGUAUCGUGCGACUGGUUGCAUGUCGCGCAACACGUGAACGAACAUGAUUUUAGUCGCAUGUCGCAGGUUUAGUCAAAGAUCAUAGGUCGCAAGUUGCACGACACGUAAAUGAACAUGGUCACACUAAAACUUCAUAAUAUUAUUUUUUGGCAUUCAAGGAAUUUUUUUUUUACCAUAAGCUUUUAAUUAUAUGCAUAAUUGAUGUAGUUAUCGAAGAACUUCGGAGAGCCUAACUGGUUCAAAUACAGCGGUUGCGGUUUCGGAUGCAGGAGUUUGCGGAUGCGGGUGGUUGCGAUUUCUAGCAGUUUUAUGAGAAUUGUAUGACUGGUUCUGCGAUUAGAAAUUAGUGCUUUUACGGGAUACUUAUGAUUGGUUAACUACCAAAUACAAUUGCGGUUAAAUAAUAAGUUAACAAUAUUUACAUUUUAUAUAAUUAUAAAAAAUAUCAAAAAUCAUAAUAUUAUAAUAAAUUCGAAAAUUAUAUUUAGAAAGUUAUAGUUUAAAACUGAAAAACUUUUCUCUUUUUUUUUAUAUAGAUUUAAUUCUUCGUACUAAAGAGUAAAGGCAGAUGAUACUUUUGUGUAUGGUCAUUAAUGAGCCACAUAUACACAAAAUACUGUGGAGGAAACAUUGUCUGUCUAUUUAAUUCAGAAUCUGAAAAUCCUGUUGGAUUUUUUUUUUGUUGGAUUAUUUAAAUCAUAACUACUUCACAUAAGAGAAUUUCUCGUAUCGUGUCAUUUUCGUCCAUAUGACCUAGGACCGUCUAAUACCAUCCAUAUCAUAAGUGGAACGGUCGAGCACUGCCUAAAUCUAAAAGAAAACAAAUUGAUUUUUUCAAAAAGAUUGACUUUAAGAAAAUAAAUAAAUAAUAUAUAUAUAUAUAUAUAUAAUAUGAAAUGUGGUCUACAAUUUUAGAUAUACAACUCAUUUAAAUUUUAUAGUUGAAAAACGUUAAAGAUUACAAAGUGAUUUUUCGCUAUCAAGAUUUCACGUUAAAAGUUAGAUUGGUUAAAGUCAAUAAUAUUUUUAAUAAAAUUAUAUAUAUAAUUUAUUAUAUACUUAAAACAAAUUUUGUGGUAGUAUCACAUAAACAAUUAGAAAAAUCAUUUCACAAAUAAUAUUUAGGGGGUUUUGAUAUUUUUGCCAUUUUUGUAUAAUGAUUUGACAGUGACUGCAAAAUCUAAAUACUUAAUCAGUUUUAUUUUGUGUUUAUUAUUGCCUUCAAAUCUAGUCCAGUUUGGUUUUUUGGAUCCACAUGUUUUAUCCAGACGUACUUUCUUCUACUAAUAUAAAGUAAAAUAAACAUAAAUAUAAAACAAAAUUUUCGGUUUAUUUAACAUACAUAAUUAUUGGACUAUACUUUAAAAAUACCAAUAAAAAUGGUUGAGAAUCGUGUCAAUAUUUUUGAGCAUGUUGCAAAAUUGACGUAGCCGCCAAUAAUAUGUUUUCUUAUAAAACAUUCUUGGUAAAUAAAAAACAUGAUACAAUCGAGUGAAAAAUUUUAAAGUUGCAUGGAAAAUAAUGUGAUUUAUUCACUCAGCACCUAAAUUUUGUUUUCAAUCGAUUUCGGGAAUUUUAUUUUCUUUUAAAAUUUUUCUAAUUUCUGAUUUUUUUCUUACAAUCUGAUUAUGUUUCUAAUUUUUGGUCUGAUAUAAAAAAAUUGUAAAGAAAAACAAUAUUUGGCUUAACUAAAGAUCUAACUUUGUGUGUGGUAUUUUUUACCUCAAUUUCCUUAAUUCAUAACCCAUCACAAUUAUUUAUUGCAUUCGUGUACAUAAGCCUCAAAUAUGGCUAAGUUCGGCAAUAUACAAAACUUUCAGUUUUAAAAAACAUUCUCCUUCUAGCAUUUUCGUUGAUGUGAAUCUUAAUCAUUUUAGAAUUUUUUUUUCAAAAUGAUAUUAUUCAGUAGUUGUACGGAGAGAACUUCAGAUCACUGAUACAAAGGUUAAAAAUACAAAAACUAAAAAUGAGCUGAUUAGAAAAAAUGAUGUGAACACAUUAAAUUGUCUCCGAUAUAGUUAAAAAAAAUAGUAUGUUAACGCAUUAAUUGUUAAAUAAUUGUGAGGCCGACACGUCAUCAUACUCAAAUUGAAAUCAAUGUGAGGCUGCCACGUGUCCAAUAUAGUGUAAAAGCAUUAAAUGACAAUGUUUCUCUUUUAAUAUUUAGGGGCAGAGACGGAUCCAGCCACUCAUUUAGUAUGAGACAUGCAAUGUAAAAAAUGCUUAAAUGAAAGGUAUCUACAUAAAUUUUAAAUUUUAUGUGAACUAUUAAAGGAAAACAAAUAUUUUGUGUGGGCACAUGCCACACCCAACGUCUUCUUGCGUUCGCCCCAGUAUAUAGGAUAUUUUCACAUUUCAAAACGUUUCGUUUCUUCGUAUCCGUUUUCGGUUCCAUAUGUAACGUAGAAGCACAACCAAUAAUUAAUACUUAAUCAAAACAGAUAUUUGUAAAUCAAGGACAUGUUUUACAUGCUUUCAUAACAUUGAUCCACAAUAAAUGACUUUAUCUUCAACACACUGGCCAUGAUAGGCAACUCUCCACAUCACUUAAUAAAAGAAGGAUAUGUUUUACCUGUAGAGUUAUAAAACAUCCAACAACAAAGACCAAAACAAAUUACCCUAUGACCUUAGUUGGUUAUUUUGGGUCAAGUUUCUAAGUUUUUUUUUUAUAACUUUUUAUAGCACCAUAUUAUUAUUAUUUGCUUCUCAUUAGACUCUUUUAUCUCUUUUUUGGUAAAAUGACUAUUGUAUCAGUAUAUCUAUAUAUAUGCAUGUCGAUCGUUCGUAUUAGUAACACACAUAAAAUACAGAGCACUCCCAGUUUAAAAAAAAAAAUAUGAACAUGAAUGUGACUGAUCCAUAUUGUUUCACACUUGCUGCUCUAUUUUCUCUUACGUUGGUCUUGUCUCUAGCUAUACCUUACUUGAGAAAACCAAAAGGUGAUCAGCUUCCUCCAGGCCCAACGCGGUGGCCGUUCAUUGGCAACUUGUUGCAAAUGGUCAAGAACCGGCCAACUCACCUGUGGAUCCACCGCGUCAUGAAAGACAUGCAAACGGAGAUAGCUUGCUUCCGCUUCGCGGGCGUCCACGUCAUCACCGUAACAUCAAGCGAGAUUGCCCGAGAAGUGCUUAGGGAAAAAGACGAGGCUCUCGCAGACAGAGCUGACUCCUACUCGAGCAAUCUCAUAAGCCAUGGCUACAAGGACAUUAUUUUCUCUCCGUAUGGAGAGAGUUGGAAGCUGAUGAAGAAAGUGAUGGUCACCAAACUAAUGUCUCCGUCAACGUUAAACAAAAUUGAUAGAACUCUAGAAGCCGAUAAUAUCGUGACGUAUAUCUUUAAUCUAUGCCGAUUACAGUCAACGAUUAAGUUGGUCAACGUGAGGGACGUCGCCUUAACUUAUUCCCAUGCGGUGAUGAUGAGGAUGAUGUUUGGCCAGAGGCAUUUUGAAGAACCGGCGGAGGACGGCGGUCUCGGGCGAAAAGAAAGAGAGCACAUGGACGCAAUAUACCAAGCUAUUGAUUGUUUUUUCAGCUCUAACAUAUCAAAUUAUUUAUCUUUCCUUAGAGGAUGGAACAUCGAUGGAGAAGAGGCGAAGCUAAGAGAAGCGGUCGAUAUUAUCAACAGGUGCAACGAUCCCAUCAUCCACGAGAGAAUGCAUUUGUGGAGGAAUAAAAGUGGAAAAGAGACAGAAGAAGAUUGGCUCGAUACUCUUAUCACGCUUAAGGAUGACCAAGGGAUGCCUUUAUUCACACUUGAUGAGAUUAGGGCUCAAUGCAAGAACAUCAAUGUUGCAACAAUCGACAAUACGAUGAAUAACGUGGAGUGGACGAUAGCCGAGAUGUUGAAUCAUCCAGAGAUUAUGGAGAAAGCUACAAAUGAGUUGGACAUGAUAGUUGGUAAAGACAGACUCGUGCAAGAAUCAGACAUACCACAACUCAACUACAUCAAAGCUUGUAGCCGAGAAUCUUUCCGACUUCACCCAGCUAAUGCGUUCAUGCCUCCUCAUGGAGCCAUAGAAAAUACUACUCUCGCUGGUUAUUUCAUCCCAAAAGGCAGCCAAAUCUUUGUGAGCCGUUUAGGACUUGGUCGGAACCCUAAGAUAUGGGACGAGCCUGAGGCAUUCAAGCCAGAAAGACAUCUUUAUGACCGUGCUAGAGACCCAAUGGGAGUGACUCUGAUGGAACCGGAUAUGAGGUUCGUGAUAUUUAGCACUGGCCGGCGUGCCUGCGCAGGAACUAAGAUUGGGGCAUCUAUGACCAUCAUGUUAUUAGCUAGGCUUCUCCAGGGGUUCGAGUGGACUCGUCCUCCAGGUACAAGCCAAAUAGAGCUAGUCUCAGCUGAGAGCAACUUGUUUAUGGCCAAGCCUCUAGUCGCAUCUGUCAAGCCCAGGUUGGCUCCUCAUUUAUAUCCGAAAAUGCAGAUCUGAAAUGUCGAGAGACUAAAUCAUCAAGAUGUUGAUGUGCAAGUUAAGUCAAAUAAGGUUUAAAUUUCCAACCAAGUUCUCUCAGAGUUUUGGUGAAAACCCUGAUUACUAUGCAUCCCAGUUAUUUUAAAGUUAUUUUUUAUAAUUAAUAUGUUUUGUGUGAUUUUAUAUAUAUAAAAUAAAUAUCUCAGUUUCGUUAAGAGCUUGACCAUGAUAAAUCCUGUAUAAUAUGUUGGUUUAAUUUCUUAUUAGCUUUGUUCAUAUAUAUGUCGGUUUAGUACUUAUUAGCUUUGUUUAUGUUUCACGUGUACUUAAACUCUAUAUUGUAUACAUUAUACACAUAAUGAAUAACUAGAUUUUAACCCGUGAUUUGCAAUUACGGAAUUAUUUUUUUUUGUUUUACAAAACUAUAAUUUACCAAAAAUCUAAUUUUGUACAUAUUUUGUUUGGUUUUAAUAUUGUACUAGGUGUUUUGCCCUUACAUGUGGGCAUAAUAUGUUAUAAUAACUUAUUAAUAUAUGCAUUAUAAUUUAAAGACUAUUAUGACAAGUUUAAAUUGAACAUCAAAUUACUUCUAUAUGAGAAAGUUUUUGUUAAUUUUUUUUAUUCAUGCAUUUUUUGAAAAAUCUCUUUAUACACUACAUUCAUUAAUAACUAAUAAAUAUAAUAAAUAAAUCUUUAAGAUAACUGAAUAUUAUCUUUUAAUUAUAUAAUUUUAAAUUUGUACAUGAUUAAUAUUUGAGUAUGCAUCUUUCAGUUUUUUAAUUUUUUAUAACUUAAAAACAAGUUUUCAAAUAACAACACAAUAUAUAUAGAUAAAUCGUCCUUUAAUUUUAUAAAAUAAGUUUUCUUUGUAAUUUGUAAUUUUUAUUAUGUUAAUUUAUAAGUUGUUAUAUAAUCUGAGAAGUAAAUUUAACUAUUUAUUCAUAGUAACCAAUCAUAUAUGCUUGUGGAAAUCUCUUGCUGGCUACAUGAGAAUUGAAAUUAGUUGAUCUUUUGAUUCUUGAAUAAACUUAUUGGUGUAUGUCUCGUAGGAUAUCGUGAUAUUUAUUUCUAUUGAUUAGUUUUCUAUUAUAAAUAUUAUAAAAUAUAUAAUUAUAUAAUAAUAUGUAUAUAUAGUAUAGAUUAUCAAACUAAUGAUUUAGCUUAAAGUAAUAAAAAUAUGACAAAUAAUUAAAAAUAUUGAGAACAUGAAAAAUAAACAAAUUGCCUAAAAUCAUGGAAAAAAUGAUAAGUAAGCAAAUAAUGACUGGGCACAAGGCGAGUACUUGCUAUUUUGCGUGUACUUGCUACUUGACUUGCCUUGCACGAGUAAUAAAAUUCUUGACUUGUACUUGACUUGUUAAAACUAGUACUUGCUAUUUCGAGUACUUGAUCAAAAAUGAAUUACUUGCAAGUUACUUACUCCACUCUAUUACUUGCUAUUUACGAGUACUUUUAAACUAUUUACAAGUACUUGUGAACUAUUUCCGAAUUUUUCUGAGUAUUUAAGAAUUAUUUUACAAAAUAAUAUUUUAUUAGAAAUAGAUAUGAAAAUUUGUUUUAUUUAUUUUAUACUAAAAAUAACAUAUUAAUUACUUUAAACGGAAUAUUCAUUCAUAUAUACAGAAGAUAAAUAAAAAAAAAUAAAAAAUAUUUUGAUAUAUAAGCUUUUUAUAAUUUUUUACAAUGAAAAAAAUGUAUUUUCUAAGAAAGUAACAGAUAGUAACAAGCCAUAUAGCUAAAUUUUUAAUACUAGUUACUAUUUAAUACUUGACUAGAU